Formica exsecta is the source of this 2736-nucleotide messenger RNA. RefSeq names its product tubulin glycylase 3A-like. Gene Ontology annotation, biological process: cilium assembly; protein polyglycylation; cilium movement. Gene Ontology annotation, molecular function: protein-glycine ligase activity, initiating. NCBI's taxonomy places the organism in Eukaryota, Metazoa, Arthropoda, Insecta, Hymenoptera, Formicidae. Gene Ontology annotation, cellular component: cilium. The record is from RefSeq and is a predicted model, not a curated record.
GCGGGAAAGCUUUGCGGUUCUCAGAUCCGUUACAUGAAUGCCAACAAUGGGUCUUCUUCAAAUCUGGAAAAUUCAAGCGAGAACAAAAAGAAUACGAAAGAAAUUAUCAAAAACGAAGAUGAAAAUUCCGAAGAGAAAGUAGUGAUAAACACGGAUGCAACAAAUUGUGAUAUUAAAACUCUGGAAGAAGAGCCAGAUUGUUCAGAUAAUAAAAUCGAAUCAUCUUUAGAACUGCCUUUAGAACCGACCCUUCACGAACGAUUUUUGCGUAUCAAGCAAAUCGUGAAGGACGCUAUAACUGCCCAUCAUACUUUUAUGAUUUAUGGCAAGUCACGGGUCAUUCGCGAUUGCAUGCUGAAAAGAGGAUGGAGCGAGAAAUUUUAUCGCAAAAACAACGGCGCUGAUCAGCAUUUUAGCGUCGAAUGCAGUCCGGCAGUUUUACUGGCUGGAAUCAGCGAUUUGAAGGAUGAACAAAACGAACGUUUAUUGAUAUCAAGAAUGCUUACCAAUCAUACUGUCAAUUUCCUCUGGAAUACGGGGUCCGACUGGCCCGGAUGGCCCGCGCAAGAUAACAAAACUACUGUGUUCAAUCGAUAUUGUCGAGCUGGUUUUACGUCCAAGGUGGGCUUGUGUUCAAGCGUCAGACAAAUGCACUGGUAUUACGAAGCUGGAGUGGCUAACACUUUAUUUCCACGUUGCUACAACAUAUGUCAGAGCGACCAGAUGCACGCCUUCGUCGAGGACUUUCGACUCACAAGUUGCUUGAGUCUUUUGAAAUGGUUAGUAGACAAAGUCAACGCCGAGGGCGAAGACAUCGUAUGUUCACCAACUGGUACGAUACCUCUCAAAGCUCUCGAUUUUGCAAUCAAAAGAUGCAAUGAUUAUAUUAGUACCCAAUCGCACGUAGACAUCGAUCAAGAGGGUGAGAGAGUCUGGUCUCAUCAGUGGGACCAAUUUAUUAGCUGGUAUUACCAGAUCAUUCAUGGUCAAGCUGUCUUCAUUCGCACCAAUGUACUCUUUAACAAAUAUGUUCUGGCUUCAAAGCACACAUUAAAAAAGAUGAAACAAUACUGGCCGCAGAUAGAUAUGGAUGGCGUAAUGAACAUGUGGAUCCUGAAACCUGGGAACAAGAGCCGAGGACGCGGUAUUGUUCUAAUAAACAAAUUGGAGGAUGUGAUGGCGAAAGUAAAUCAAACAGGCAAACCAGACACACGAUACGUUGUGCAAAAGUACAUCGAACGGCCAUUAUUGAUUCACAAUACAAAAUUCGACAUAAGACAAUGGUUCAUCGUGACAUGCGCUCAACCUUUAACUCUCUGGAUGUACAGAGAGAGUUAUCUCCGCUUUUGCUCGCAAAAGUUCAGUUUGGAUGACUUUCACGAGUCGAUCCAUCUGUGCAAUCACGCGAUUCAAUGCAAAUACAAUAACUGCGGCGACAGGGACCCCGCUCUACCUACGGACAAUAUGUGGGACGCCACGACAUUCAAGGAAUUUCUCAAAUCUCAAGGUCACGGUGAUGUAUGGGAUAAGCUAAUCUAUCCUGGAAUGAAACAAGGUUUGGUGGGCUCGUUAUUGGCUAGUCAAGAAGCUAUGGACCGACGGAAAAAUAGUUUCGAACUUUAUGGCGCCGAUUUUAUGAUCAUGGAGGAUUUUUCUGUAUGGCUAAUCGAGAUCAACAGUCAUCCGGACAUGAGCUAUUCCACCAGUGUCACUACGCGAUUAUGUCGACAAGUGAUGGAAGACACCAUUAAAGUCGUGGUAGACUUUCGAGAAGAUAAAAAUGCGAAUACCGGAAUGCCGAGCUGCCAGCCGUAUUUGGGAGCCGCUUUGUCACUUCAGGGUACCCGUCUCACCACUUACGAAAAGAAAUUGAGUUUGAAUCAGGAUUCCAAAGCCAGCUUAAUCGCGAGGUCUCCGAUGACGAAAAAGAAGACGGUAGUACACAACAACAUCGGGCCCGUAAUCGUCGAUCUUAUUGAGGAACUACAGAUCCAGCUUGAUCAAGAAUUGUACUCUUCUUAUAACACGGACUCGUCCAAAUCGAGACUGGCACUUCCGGCGACAGCGCCUACGAAGCCUUCAAUUUCUAAUGAGAAAGCGGAAAUUCUCAUAAAGAGUACUUCGGCAAACAUAAAAUCUAUCAAUAAGAUAAAGUCACCAACUUUGUCCAGAACUAACAUUCAGAUUAAACCUUUGAGAAACGGAAAAAGUUCUCCGCAUAAACCGGUACGAAAGUCACGCACAUUCGCCGAUCCUGCAAGCAACAAAUUAGAUACGUCUCCGACGAGACCAACGUUGAUAUCAAAAAUCAUGGCUCUUCAGGAGCAAUCAGCAAACAUGAUGCCUAAAUCUGAAAAACCAUCGAGAAAAAAUGAGGAAAAGAUCAUCAAAACUGCGAUGCGAGACGCCGUAAAAAAGUACAAAAGAAACGUGACGAUUUCGCCACAAAUACCGCCACUGCCGACCUUACUUACGCCAACAACGAAAGUCAUCUCCGCGUCAACGAUUAAGAGUAAGACCCGCAGCUUUCCGAAGAAACGAAUGCAUCAUAAAAAAAAUAAAGUUCUAGAGGAUAUCACCGACAUGUACGCUAUCGGUUUAAGUUUGACCAAAUAAUCGAAAAGUCUAUCAAUCCAUCUGUUAUUCGUUAUCUUCCUCUUUACUGUUGAUUAAUUCUCAAAUUCUAUCUACACAAGUGAUAUAUGUAUACAAUCAAUAAAUGUUACCAUUAUACUA